Messenger RNA from Lactuca virosa, 3585 nucleotides. The record is from the annotation of a GenBank genome assembly. NCBI's taxonomy places the organism in Eukaryota, Viridiplantae, Streptophyta, Magnoliopsida, Asterales, Asteraceae.
UAUCACCAACCUUUCCGGAGACCGGAGAUGUUGACUUCGAUGCCUUUAUGUUCCCCUUUGUUUAACAACCUCUCAUCUUACUAAAUUUGAAUGGCGUCUGCUUCAUCUUCCGCUUCUCUGCUAAAUCAUACCAGCUGCCAUGACGUUUUUUUAAGCUUUAGAGGUGAAGAUACUCGUAAUUCAUUUACAGAUCACCUAUACGCAGCUUUAGACCGAGCAGGAGUACGCACUUUUAGGGAUAAUGAUAAUAUCGACAGAGGUCAAGAACUGAAGCCGGAAAUCGAGAGAGCAAUCAAAGAGUCUAGGUCUUCUAUAGUUGUAUUGUCAGAGAAGUAUGCGAAUUCCAGAUGGUGCCUUGACGAGCUGCUGUUGAUCCUUGAACAAAGGCGGAGCUUUAAACAUUUUGUUUUACCGGUUUUUUACCAUGUCGAUCCCUCAGAUGUCAGGAACCAAAGGCAAACUUUUGCGAUAAAUGUAGAAGAAGGAGCAGAAGGGUUAAAAUGGAGUGAGUUUAAUGUUAAUCGAUGGAAGACGGCUCUUACAGAGGUUGCUGAUUUGACUGGCAUGGUUUUUUCAGGCUCUGAAACAGAGUUUAUCGCAAAAGUGGUUGAUACAAUUGACUGUAAACUAGAUUUGAAACUAGUUAGUACUCCAGCUCAUCUAAUUGGAAUGGAUUCUCGAGCUAAAUUUAUCAACUCUUGGUUGGAAAACGAGCAACCUGGUGAUAACGUUCUAGCAAUUUGUGGCAUGGGAGGUAGUGGCAAGACAACGCUGGCCCAAUUCAUUUAUAACUCAAACAAGCAAAAGUUUGGAAGCAGCAGUUACCUUGAAGAGAUCGGAAAGCACUCUAAACAGUCUGAUGGUCUGCUUGGGCUACAGAAACAACUUCUCACAGACAUUCUAGGUGGAAAGAAUGCAAGCAUAGCCAGUGUAUGUGGGGGUACAAUGAAGGUUGAGGAGGCCUUGCAAUUGAAAAGGGUGCUUAUUGUUCUUGAUGACAUUGAUGAGCAUGAUGAAUUAGCCGCUUUACUUGGAACAAGGGCUUUUCAUACGCAAAGCAAGAUCAUCAUAACAACUAGGCUUUUAAAUUUACGUGCAUGGUUCAGGUCCAUAUCUUGGAGGUGCGAGGUGCAAAAAUCCGAAUUGUUGAAUGAUCGUGAAUCAUUAGAGCUUUUAAGUCGCCAUGCAUUUGGAUCCAAGACUCCAAUGGAAGGUUUUAUGGAGCUCGCAAAACAGUUAGCAGAGUAUUGUGGUGGACACCCACUAGCUCUUAAAGUAUUGGGUUCUUCUCUAUUAUCUGAUGCUGAAGGGCCAUUGAAAAAAAAUAGCAUGAUAGAAGCUUGGAGAAGUAAAUUGAAUUCACUGAAUUCAUUGAAAGGAAAUCUUGAUGAAAGAGUCCAGGGUAUACUACAAAAGAGCUUUGACUCAUUGCCACAUGCCAAUUACAAAGAGUUGUUUCUGCACAUUGUUUUUUUCUUUGUUGGUGAUUAUGAGGAUUAUGUUGUAAAGAUUAUGGAGCAUGACUGGCAUGCAAAGGCUGGGAUCAUGACGCUCAUCAACAGAUGCCUUCUUACCAUCUCACCAAGUAAAAAACUGAUGAUGCAUCAACUGCUUCAAGAGAUGGGAAGAAACAUAGUCCUUCAAGAGUCCAGAGAUCCUGCAUCACGUAGUAGAGUCUCGCAAAAUGAUGAAUCUUAUCGUUUGUUGAGAAGCGGAGAGGGUUCGAAAACAAUUGAAGGUCUAGCACUUGACUUGCAAAAGCUCAAAGAAGGGAUGACGUCAAAUCCAUCAAUCUUUAAAACAACUUCAAUUGCAAAAAUGGACAAACUGAAAUUGCUCAAGCUAGAAGAUGUGAGACUCACGGGGUCCUACAAGAAUUUUCCAGAAUUAAGAUGGUUGUACUGGACUCGUUGUCCAUUGAAAAAAAUACCCUCUGGCUUAUUGGGGAGCAGCUUGGUGGCUUUACAUAUGAGCAAUGGAUCGUUGAAGAAGUUUGAGCCACCCAUGGUUCUUAAUUCGCUGAAGAUCCUAAAUCUUCAACGGUCAGUCAAUCUUGUCAGUAUCUGCCAUCCUUCCCUACUUCCUAAUCUCGAGACUUUGUUUCUCUGGUACUGUAUCCGUCUCAGUCUGACUCAUGUUUGUGAAACCAUCGGAGGUCUUAAGAAGCUUUCUCUAUUGGACUUUGGACGGUGUCGUUAUCUAGGGAAGGUUGCAUCGAAUAAGAAUUAUGCAAAUCCACUGCAAAUGCUAAAAGAAGAGCCGCCAUCCUUUUACAAUCAUAUGAAUUUUGGCAGUAAUCCGUUAAUGCUUCGGGUACUCGAUGUGAAUAAUUGUUCAAAUAUAAAGUCCCUCCUAUGUCUCCCAAGUACACUAGAAGAGUUGUAUACAUCUUGGUGUUAUUCACUGGAGAAAAUAACAUUUCAAUCAGGUCGGUGCAGAUUACGGAAAUUUGAAUAUCAAGGUUGUGAAAACUUGUUUGAAAUUCAAGGCUUUUUCAAAUUGGUGCCGUCAGAAGAGCUUGGUGAAGCAAAUUUGGGAUAUAUGAAUUGGAUCAAAGCAUAUAAAAAUACUACGGUGGACCUCAUAGGUUAUGAUGUCGUUACAUACGAUCGGUAUAGAAAGGUAACUAUAGAGGUGCUGUAUGCAUAUGGUAUAAUGAGCACAUAUCAUCAAGGCAUAAAGGCUCAAAGCAUGCCAAAAUCCGAGUAUAUGUCAUCGUCUGCAUUCUUAUCCUUUCGUGUGCCUUAUUGUCCUGAGAAAUGCAGGAUCCGAGGAUUAAACGUAACCGCCUCAUACAGACAAUCAAACACAUCAUGCGAGGAUGAAGAUACAAGAUGGGCUUUGUUCACCAAAGUCAGCAAUACAACCAAGGGCCUUACUUGGAUGUAUAACCCUUUGAUCUAUUUCAAACCUGAAGUUGGAAAAGAUGGUGUGUGGUUAAGCUAUUGGCCAAUUGGGAACAUAUUAGACGCUGGUGAUGAAGUCAAUGUGUCCAUCAUUGUGGGGAAUGGAUUGAUAGUAAGGGGGUGUAAUGUCAGCCUUGUGUUCAUAGAGCCUGAAUACUACAGAAAUUACAAGAAAGAGGAAGAAGUUGUUGGAGGAGAUCUAUGUGAAUUUGAGCUGAGUACAGGAGCCUAUUAUCUUUGUCGUCGUGACUUUUUCAAGAAAACCACCCCUGAUUGGUUAAAUAUGUUGGUUGGUGAUACCAUUCCCCAUAAAGAGGUACGUGGAUGGAGAAAAUCUUGUCAGAUGGACUGCAAAGGUCUAUAUAAAUAUAAGAAGCCGAGAGCUUACAGAGGGGACGCUUAUUCCGAGUUGGAUCUAAGCCAGUUGUCACAAUGAGACACGAACAUAAACAUGGAUAGAAUCAUAUGGGAAUGGUGAAAAGAUAUGAAGGCGGAUGACAGAAUAUUUGAGGAAUUAGUGAUGGAGAAGGAGAAAAAACAAGGCAUUAAAGAAGAAAAAAAAAGGAUAACUACUUGAUUUAUCGGCAAAAUAUUUUUAUAAGGUGUACCAUUUUUUUUGUACAUGUUUUACUAAUAAUCUUCUAAUUCUAUUAAAAAAAUACUGACAUUUUUUGUACAU